AUGUUGUCUAGAACUGCUAAAAAACCAUUAACGAAUAUAGUUAAAACUGCAACCCACAAAAGAUGUAUUCAAACAGUCUCCAGUGGCAUAAUACAUAGCCACCGUAAUCUUUAUAUUAAUAGAAACAAUGACGGUAAAUUCAUGAAUUUUACUCGUUCCAAUAAAUUUGCAAACAAAUAUAGUAAUAAUAUAAAUGUUAGUAAUUCAAUCGGUUUACGUUAUAAUUCCACAUCUGUUAAAGUCCCACAAAUGGCAGAAUCUUUGACAGAAGGUUCCUUGAAAGAAUUCACCAGGAAAGUAGGGGACUAUAUUGCCGCAGAUGAAUUGUUAGCUACCAUCGAAACUGAUAAGAUUGACGUAGAAGUUACUGCCCCUGUCUCUGGUAUCAUCGCAAAAUUGAAUUUUCAACCCGAAGAUAUUGUCACCGUUGGUGAAGAAUUGGCCCAGAUCAAACCAGGUGAAGUAUCUGCUGGUGAUGCUACUGCUACUGCUACUGCUUCUGCAGACACUGCUACUCCUGCUGGUACUACUUCUUCUACUUCUUCCGAGGCUUCCAAAAGACAAACCUCUUCUUCAUCUUCUCCUGCAAAUGCUGCGGACACAAAGAAGGAAACCCCAUCAUCUGCUGUUCCAAAGCCCAUUACGCCAGAAAAGAAGACUACUACUCCUCUAAAUACUGCAUCCCAAUCUUUCACUCCAUUCCAACGUAAUGAAAAUAAAGUCAAGAUGAAUAGAAUGAGACUAAGAAUUGCUGAAAGAUUAAAAGAAUCUCAAAAUACUGCUGCGUCAUUGACCACUUUCAAUGAAGUCGACAUGAGUGCACUAUUAGAAAUGAGAAAAUUGUAUAAAGAUGAAAUUAUUAAGAAGACCGGUGUUAAAUUCGGUUUUAUGGGUCUCUUCUCUAAAGCUUGUACUUUAGCUGCUAAAGAUAUUCCUGCAAUUAAUGCUGCAAUCGAAGGUGACCAUAUUGUCUACCGUGAUUACACUGAUAUUUCAGUGGCAGUGGCUACACCAAAGGGUUUAGUAACUCCAAUUGUUCGUAACGCUGAAUCGUUAUCUGUCUUAGAGAUUGAACAAGAAAUUGCAAGAUUGGGUCAAAAGGCAAGAGAUGGUAAGUUAACUUUGGAGGAUAUGACUGGUGGUACCUUCACUAUUUCUAAUGGUGGUGUCUUUGGUUCAUUAUAUGGUACUCCAAUCAUCAAUAUGCCACAGACUGCUGUCUUAGGGUUACAUGGUGUCAAAGAAAGACCAGUUACUGUAAAUGGACAAAUUGUCUCUAGACCAAUGAUGUAUUUGGCUUUGACUUACGAUCAUAGAUUAUUGGAUGGCAGAGAAGCUGUUACUUUCUUGAAGACGGUUAAGGAAUUAGUUGAAGAUCCGAGAAAAAUGUUACUAGCAUGA
Molecule: messenger RNA, 1401 nt
Organism: Arxiozyma heterogenica
Lineage: Eukaryota; Fungi; Ascomycota; Saccharomycetes; Saccharomycetales; Saccharomycetaceae
Gene: KGD2
Product: dihydrolipoyl transsuccinylase
Exons: 1
Coding region: 1-1401 (466 amino acids)
Biological process (GO): tricarboxylic acid cycle
Cellular component (GO): oxoglutarate dehydrogenase complex; mitochondrion
Molecular function (GO): dihydrolipoyllysine-residue succinyltransferase activity
Source: RefSeq, a predicted model, not a curated record